Molecule: messenger RNA, 1003 nt
Organism: Capsella rubella
Lineage: Eukaryota; Viridiplantae; Streptophyta; Magnoliopsida; Brassicales; Brassicaceae
Product: putative cyclin-T1-1
Exons: 1
Coding region: 1-849 (282 amino acids)
Biological process (GO): positive regulation of DNA-templated transcription, elongation; regulation of transcription by RNA polymerase II
Cellular component (GO): nucleus; cyclin/CDK positive transcription elongation factor complex
Molecular function (GO): cyclin-dependent protein serine/threonine kinase activator activity
Source: RefSeq, a predicted model, not a curated record
AUGGCAGAACCAAGAUGGUAUUACACAAGAGAAGAGAUAGAAAAAAACUCUCCAUCGAGACUCGAUGGUAUGAACUUCAAGGACGAGACAAUCCAUCGUUGGUGUUACACUUCAUUCCUUCAAGAUCUUGGCCACAGACUAAACCAUCCUCAGAAGUCUAUAGCCACAGCGAUUGUCUUGUGCCAAAGGUUCUUCACUCGUCAGUCAAUAGCAAAGAAUGAUCCCAGAAUGGUCGCCACCAUAUGCAUGUUCCUCGCUGGCAAGGUCGAAGGGUCUCCAAGACCGGCCGGUGACGUUCUUUUUUUCUCUCACAGGCUUUUAUUCAAUAAAGAUCCGUUGAUCGAUGCCAAGUUCGAGAGAUUGAAGGCUACUGUCUUCACGGGUGAGAAGCUUGUGAUGGCUACUUUGGGGUUUGAUCUUGAUAUCGAACAUCCUUAUAAGCUAGUUAUGGAUUGGGUUAAGAGAUGUGUUAAGGCUGAGGAUUUUAGACGGGUAGGUCAGGCUGCUUUGAACUUUGUUAAUAACAUGUUAAGGACGUCGCUUUGUCUUCAAUUCGGGCCUAGUCAGCUCGGUGCGGGUGCUAUAUAUCUCGGGUUAAGCUUGUGUAAGAUAAAGUACUUACCUUGUGAUGGAGAUAAAGCUUGGUGGGUAGAGUUUGGUAUUAGUAAACGACAAUUGAAGGAAAUUUGCGACCAGACGCUUGAUCUUUAUGUUCAAGACUUUGUCGUUCCGGCCGGAGCAAGAGGUGAAUUUAAACAAAUCAAGAUUGAUGAGACAAAGUCUUGUCCUCAGGGUCUUCAAGGUCGUCAAGAUGGUAAGGGAAUCUUGUCGAACGUAGUCAAGAAUUAAUGUUGACAGAGAUGAUUUUGUACCUUUAUUGGAAUGUUUAAAUAUAGAUUAGAGUAUCUAAAACAAAGCUAAGGACAAGGGCUUGUGAGCAUUUGUUAUUGUUUAGAUGGUACAUUGGAAUGUUGAAAUAGUCUUUGUCACAGUUUAUUUUCAU